Mycotypha africana is the source of this 905-nucleotide messenger RNA. RefSeq lists its product as uncharacterized. The record is from RefSeq and is a predicted model, not a curated record. Bases 144 to 905 code for a protein of 253 amino acids. The transcript has 2 exons. NCBI's taxonomy places the organism in Eukaryota, Fungi, Mucoromycota, Mucoromycetes, Mucorales, Mycotyphaceae.
CUAGUGUGAACUGCAGUCAUUUCCAUUUAAGGUAUUCUGCAAAAUGCGGGGAUUUCAUGGCUUUGGCUUGGUCGCGCUUUUGUCAGUAUUAACCCCAGAAUAUUUGUAUUUUUGACAGUCUAUUAUCCUUACAUUAAAUCAAAAUGGGUGCUCAGUCCUCUAAACUUGCUAGAAAGUUGCCAACCAAACCAAGGCCCGAAACUUUACGAGAUGUACCACAAUAUUCACCUUCCAAACUUUCACCGAUGAGCCAAACAGCAUCAGGUAAUGGAAAGCUGAGAGUUUGUGAAGUGAACAAUGUCCGUUUUUCUGAAACCAUAGUUGAUUACUUUUUUAAAGAUGUGAAAACUGAAUUUAUUGAAUCAGACAGUAGUGACCCACAUUUGCUAAAUAAUCUGAAAGCAUUAGGCCCUGUCGUUGUUCCGCCUACCAUAACAAAAAUGAGGACUUCUGAUACAAUGUUGAAUAUUAUCAAGCAUCGAAAACAACUUGAGGGAGCUGAAAUCAAGGACUACAAAGUGACUGACGAUGCUAUCUCUACCGAUUCACUCUUUUCACUCUUUGAACAACGGAAGCGACUUCAGCCUGGAGAAAUCAAUCGACCCGAAAUCAGACAAUCUCUCAUGAAGAAGUAUAAAGUAGAUGAAGAGACUUUGAACAUAUUGUUAAGCCAUUAUAAUACAAUAGCUGUGAUGCCCGUAAUAGAGGGUGAUAAGGAAGAAAGACGGCCAGGAGUUUGGGUAAAUGAUCGAUUGGAUUGGGAGCAAAGCGUGAAAGAAAUAGAGAAGCAAAACCUCGCGAUGAAGAAAGCAAGAGAGGAGGCGAUCAAAGACCACGCGCAGCAAAAUACUCACAGGAAAACUGGGAAAGAGAAGAAGUUGGAGAGCUUGUUUGAGGAAGACUAA